GGCAGUAGUGGUGUAAAUACAUGUCGAAUCACCUACGUGUCUCCCCAACUUUUGUAAAUAUUAACAAUGCCAAUGGUGAAUAGGAGACAGCACUCAACUUCCCACUAGAUAUUAUCACUGUUAUUAAUGACAAAUUGGUGAGGAUUCGGGGUUUAACUUACGAUUGCGGCGUUCUUGCACGAGGUCUGGAAGAGGGUGUCAAGCUUUCACCAACUUUCAGGUUUCUAUUUUCUACAAAUCGUUGACAGUAUUCUCUAUUGUGAUAAACUAUGGCGUGGUUGUCUGAUCUCGCUGGCAAGGCUGAAACUUUGCUCAAUAAGAUUGAUCAGAAUACAGCGGCUGUUUUGAGUAAGGAUAAUUAUGACCCGGAGCAGGAUCAGCUGAUUAACGUCACUUCAGUUGAUCCUUAUGACAGUUCCCAAUCGAACGACCCUGAGGCAGGGACACCCACUCGUUUCGCUCGCUUCAUCACCACUCCCCAAGGGACUCCAAAAAAGCGGCAGCUCCAGAACCAAGAGGACCUAACGACAUACCUGAGCAGCCUCUCGUCAGCCUCAACGAGACAAACGAAUGGAGCACUGCUCCUCCCUCCGCCGACCCCCUCGUCGCUGUCAGUGGAGACAUCAGACCCGAAGGACUCAUUAUCAGAGUAUUCCCACAGCGGGCGAUCGUCCCCAGAUCUCUCCCACACCCUGAUCGACCUCCCGAAUCCAGACCCAUCGUCCUCAGACCCAGUGGCCGAGAAUCAUCUGCUGAGAAGAGAAAUCGAGAGCCUGAAGAAUGAACUCCUGGUGUCCAUGCACGUCGAGAGGUCCAUAGAGAGUGAGCAGAGUGAGAUGUACGGUAAACUGGAGACACUGAGACAGGAGUACGAGUACAAAAUGAAUCAGCAGAGACAGCAGAUCGAGCACUUGACGAAGAUGUCGAAGAGUUUCGAGAGGAAGCAGUCAAAGUCUGGGCGAAAGAACCUCGAGCAGCAGAACGAGUUCCUGAGCAGACAGCACACUGACAAUCAGAAGGAGAUUGAAGUGCUGAGGGAGAAGAUGGACAAACUGGAGGUGGAGAAUGGUCAGUAUGUGAAGCAGAUCUGCGAUCUGAAGGGGGUUUUGGAGAGGAACAGGCUGGACUUGCUGUCCACUAGGCAGGAGCUGGAGCAGCAUCGGGCGAGGGCCAUCAAAACCCUCCAGGAGAAGGAGAAACUCAUCGCUGAACUGAGGGAGAACAAAUCAGACGCUGGGGUGGACAAUGCUGCAACGAACAUGGAGUUGAAGCAGUUGAGACAAGAGUGCAAUGCUCUCAGACACGAGAAUCAACAGGUCGGCGAGCAGUUGAGGAUUGCAAGGGAGGAGCUUGUCACUGCUGAUCUGAAAAUCGAGGAGAUGAGCAGGAAGUUUGGGGUUUCCAGCAGGGAGAUGCAGGAGAUUAUCUCCGGGGAGAAGAGGAAGAGGGUCGAGGCUGAGGAGGAUGCCAGGGCGCAGAUGGAGGAGGUCAGGGCUGUUAAGGACGAGUUGGCUUCACAGGCUGGCAUUUGGGCGACGAAGGUGAGGAAACAGGAUACGGAAAUCUCGAGGCUUCGGUCGCAAUUGGCUGCUGUGUCGACACCUUCCAGCGCUGUUGAGACGAGAUUGGCUACUUUGACGCAGACUCUUGUCGCGAAACAGAAUGAACUUGAGGGGCUGACUACCGAGAAGAAUGCGCUGAGAUUGCAGUUGGAGAAGGCGGAGCACGAGUACAGAAAACUCUUGGGAAAUUCAAGAAAACCAUACAACGUCAACGAUACUGAUGACGCCAAAGCCCAAGUGCCAACAUUCCUAAUGGAAACUCCAUUCGAUACAACAAUGGCUCGAAAAGUUAAACGAGCUUACUCGUCAUUGGAUGCAAUCAGUGUGAGAACCGGAGUCUUCCUCAGACGAUAUCCACUGGCACGGAUAUUCGUUAUAAUCUAUAUCGCUCUCCUCCAAUUCUGGGUGUUCCUGGUUCUCCUCUCCCAGUCCCCAGAGGCUCACUAAUCAGAACCAGUAUCUAUAAAUAAACUGUUAAUUGAAGUUUGUAAUAAAAAACGAAGAUAUUUUAA
Messenger RNA from Diachasma alloeum, 2074 nucleotides. RefSeq names its product golgin-84 (gene Golgin84). The record is from RefSeq and is a predicted model, not a curated record. The transcript is spliced from 4 exons. Gene Ontology annotation, biological process: retrograde transport, vesicle recycling within Golgi; Golgi organization. The coding region runs from base 270 to 2009 and encodes 579 amino acids. Lineage: Eukaryota; Metazoa; Arthropoda; Insecta; Hymenoptera; Braconidae. Gene Ontology annotation, cellular component: Golgi membrane; Golgi cisterna.